Molecule: messenger RNA, 3232 nt
Organism: Siniperca chuatsi (mandarin fish)
Lineage: Eukaryota; Metazoa; Chordata; Actinopteri; Centrarchiformes; Sinipercidae
Product: tyrosine-protein kinase CSK-like
Exons: 13
Coding region: 1011-2375 (454 amino acids)
Biological process (GO): regulation of Fc receptor mediated stimulatory signaling pathway; adherens junction organization; protein phosphorylation
Molecular function (GO): protein binding; protein tyrosine kinase activity; ATP binding
Source: RefSeq, a predicted model, not a curated record
AGAGCAGUGUUGCACUGCAUGGUGUGCACAGCACCACUGCAAGGAAGUGUCCGUCCACCAUUCAGGUAUGGCGGCUUUGCCUUGCAUGGUGUUUUUCGAUGAGUUUACUUUGUGCAAUCAUCACUUACCUAAAGUGUCAUAAGUGUGAAGACCAUUGUGUUGUUUGAACUUUGGAUAGGAGUAAAAUGCAAAUUUGACUGGAGGCCAAGUUAAGGUGGAUCAUCAAUCAUUGAUUUUUCUCUUCCUGUUAUUCUGAAAACGGCCUUGUUUUUCAGUGUUAAGUUUUAAGUUUAUUUAUGAUAAACGGGGUGCUAUCUUAGGUGUAUACCCUGCCAUUUGCGUUCAUGCUUUGUAUUACGGAGCCCCACAGGCAAAACUGACUGAUUAAAGUGAUACAAUGACGGCUUGUACUGCAGGGCCUAGCACUGGACUCGCACUUCCGCUCUUACAUCCUACAGACAGUUGCUUCAGUGAGCAGUGCUGCUGCACCAGAGCCCAGCUGUUGUCCUGGAGACAGAGGUGAUUUCCUCCUCUGAGACUUCUCAAGAACAUCUGCAGGCUGUCAGACCCAGCUGGGUGAACUGUUGGCACGCGCUCUUUCUCUUUAUGUACGUUUCUCACCACUCGGCGUGUUGGUUUGUAUAUCUGCCGGAUAAAAGCUCAGUGGAUAAGGACAGAAAUUAUUGUUUUUUCUCUCUGCACUUGACCCUGCCACCCUGCUGCUGUAAUGGUGAUGUUAAAAGGGCAGCAGCAUCAAAGCAGCCGCAGAGCAUCCUGAGACUGGAGGGUCGAGAUGAGGGACAGAUUGCCCAGGACCCCUGCUGUACAUACUGUAGAAGAGGGAUGGACACAGCUAAUAACACAAACAUGAUGCUCAUUGUGACGGUCUUACUACAGGAUAUCCAGCGGUGGGAGAGGUACUGCAUGUGUGUGUGUGUGUGUGUAUGUUUACCAGCUCUAAUGGUAGCAGCUAGAAAACAUCACCUGUGACAGGAUUAAACCGCCUCACCAUGACAGAGGUCCAGACUCCAUGGCCACAGGGCACAGAGUGUGUGGCCAGGUACAACUUCAAAGGCACAUCAGAACAGGACCUGCCCUUUAACAAAGGAGAUGUUUUGACUAUUAUUGUCGUCACAAAGGAUCCAAACUGGUACAAAGCUAAAAAUUCUGCUGGUCGCGAGGGAACAAUUCCAGCCAACUAUGUUCAGAAAAGGGAAGGUGUGAAAUCUGGAGGCAAGCUGAGUCUAAUGCCAUGGUUUCAUGGGAAGAUAACGCGGGAUCAGGCAGAGCGGUUGCUUUACCCUCCUGAACCAGGCCUGUUCUUGGUGCGAGAGAGCACCAACUUCCCUGGCGACUACACCCUGUGUGUGAGCUGCGAUGGCAAGGUGGAGCACUACCGCAUCAUCUACCACAACGGCAAGCUCACUAUUGAUGAUGAGGGGUACUUUGAGAACCUCAUGCAGCUGGUUGAGCACUACACCAAAGAUGCUGAUGGCCUGUGCACCAGACUAAUAAAGCCAAAGGUGGAGGAGGGGACGGUGGCCGCUCAGGAUGAGUUUUCCAGGAGUGGCUGGUCAAUGAACAGAAAAGAACUCAAGCUACAGCAGGUUAUUGGAAAAGGAGAGUUUGGAGAUGUCAUGGUGGGAGACUACAGAGGGACUAAAGUAGCUGUAAAGUGCAUAAAAAAUGAUGCUACAGCACAGGCCUUUAUUGCAGAGGCUUCUGUCAUGACGCAACUACGGCACGAUAACCUGGUGCAGCUGCUUGGGGUGAUUGUAGAGGAGAACGGGAGUCUGUAUAUAGUUACUGAGUACAUGGCCAAGGGAUGUUUGGUUGACUACUUACGUUCCAGAGGCCGGACAGUACUUGGUGGAGAUGCUCUACUUAAUUUUGCACUAGACGUCUGUGAAGCCAUGGCGUACCUGGAAACCAAUAACUUUGUCCACCGAGACUUAGCAGCCCGCAACGUUCUUGUGUCAGAAGACAACAUCGCCAAAGUCAGUGAUUUCGGUCUGACCAAGGAGGCCUCGUCCACUCAGGAUACUGCUAAGCUGCCUGUGAAGUGGACAUCACCAGAGGCCCUCAGAGAAAAGAAAUUUUCCACCAAAUCAGACGUUUGGAGCUACGGUAUUUUGCUUUGGGAGAUUUACUCGUUUGGCCGAGUGCCUUACCCGAGAAUUCCAUUAAAAGAAGUUGUGCCUCGAGUGGAGAAGGGAUACAAAAUGGACUGUCCAGAUGGUUGUCCUGAAGUGGUGUAUAACAUCAUGAAGCAGUGCUGGAUCCUGGAUCCUGCUGCCCGACCAAGCUUUCAGAUGUUGAAGGAGUGGCUACAACAUAUCACCCAAGGGAGGGGAAAAAAACAAUCAGCAAUCUGACAGAACAGACACAAAAUGUGACUUUCCUCUUCCUUCAUUUUGACCACUUGGACCAUAACGCGGGACGAAAAAAUUGAUUUCAAACUGUAUUAGUUGACAAAAAAGCUUGUUUUCACACAUUGUCCAUAAACUAUCAAGGUUUAUGUUUUAUCCCUCACCUCAGACUGCAGUAACUCUUAAUUAACAGCUCAGUUGCUCUAAUAGAGCUCGGUUAUUAAGAGUGAAUGAUUAACUGUCAUAUCGACGCGUCUUUCCUUAGACAGUGCUGCCUCAGAGCCACAGUGCCUUGACCUGUUGUUUUAUUUGUAUUUUAUGCCCUUUAUGUUGAUAUCCAUGGUUAUUUUUGUGGCAUCAUUUGUUGCAUAAUUUUAUGAACAUGUAGACAGUAACAUCAUUUGACCACUGUAAGUUGACUGAAUCUAUGGUAUCCGUUUAAAGAGGAAACACGCUUCAAAAGUAGUAAUACAAUUUUGAUACGUCAUUACUUGCGGUAUUAUUUUUGACAGUUUCCAGGUACACCGUUUUGCAUGAAUGUUGAAUUAUUUUGUUAAAAGGAUUAAGUUAAAAUAACUGUAAUUAUGCAGCUUUAUUUUUUCAUUGUUAUAUAAUUUUUUAUAUGUUAUUCCUACUUUUAGAUCCCUCUGUAAGUCAUAAAAGGAAGCAGUGUGGACAUAUGUCACCUUUACUACUGAGACAAUAACACCAUCAGUCAUGUAGGCAUCAUUCCUAUGUACAGAACAUCCAUCUGACAUCAAUAAAUGUUUUAUUUUGGGAAAUGUAUGCAAUGAGAAAAGGAGAAUGUUUAUCAAUUUACUGUGUUGCCAUUUUCAACAAUAAAAAAAGAAUACAUUUUGAAA